AUGGACUAUUUCUCCCAGUCUACUUCUCGAGCCGAGGGCCAUAUCAACCCUGCAACGACACCCUCAAAUCGGCCACCGCGAACACCAUCUGCUCCCCAACAGCCGCCUGCGCCCUGUCUGCGCAUCCACAGACUGCCGUCAGCAUCUGGAGUUCCUCAUAUACAGGCCCGCGACUUCGGCGAUGCCAGUAACGAUGGCGAGUACACAGGACGUCGGCGGAGUUUCUCGGAUCCGCAGCGAGGACAAGUACAGCCCGUUCGGCAACAUGAGCUGAGAAGACAACGGACGGCCGCAUCACACAUGACCCCUUUGCAGGAGGAGAACGCUGUUGGAGGGCUCAAUGUGCCGGAGCCCAUACCACAGCCCCCGAGAUCCGCCGGCCGUCUGCGCGGUGCGAGAUCAUGGAAUUUAGGGGGACCAGCGACACCAGCCAACAGGGGCAGAUGGGCGAAUGAGUAUGAGAAUGAGAUAGUGGAUCUGUUGGACCUGGUUGAUCCGGAGGUUUCAACCCUUACCACGCUCAACAACGUCCAAAACUCGCUUUUCGUCCCCUAUCUGGGUCGAUACCUGAACCGCACAUCGACGUACAAUCUAUCAAGGCAUCCCACCACUGCUCCAAGAGCGGCACCUUCCGAUCAAGGCGACAGCGCCAGAGACGUGCUUGAGGCACGCCAACAAGGAGAUGAUGAAGCCGCAUCAGUUGCACUUGACGAUCUUGCCCCGCUCGCUCGCUCAAACACCGCGCUAUCUCUAAACACCAUCAAAUCUCACUUGAGCGGGACAUCCGAGGGCCACAACUACGCGGUCUUGCCUCAUGGCGUCAAGCUUGAGGGCUGGACCGAGCUGGACAAGGCGGAACUCAACGACUACGUCAGACAUCUCCUACAUUCUCGGAAGGCCAAGUUCAGGCGGGGCUUGCGAGGCUUCGGGAAAUACGUAAAGACGCCGCUUGGUGCCUUUGUUACCAUCUACUCAGUCCUCAUCACAUUCUGGGGCACCGCUUGGGUGCUGUUCAUCAUCGGCUGGAUCUACGUCGGCGGCCGCCAAGCCUACUACAUCGAAAUCUGCGACCAAAUCCUCGUCGCUCUCUUCGCCAUCAUGGGCAUCGGCCUGGCCCCUUUCCGCGCCGUAGACACCUAUCACAUGAUCUUCGUCGCGCACUACCACCGCCUAACCUGGCGUCUCCGCAAGAAACGCGGCCUGCCCAAACUUGAGGACCACAAUGACCUCCCCGUACCUCCCGCGGACGCCGACACUGAUGUCGAGGCCGCGAAGCCGGAACCACAGAACAUCGCUGAUGAGGAGGACAUUGUGUUGACGCCUGAGCAGCACGCGAAAUUCAAGCACCACCAAUCCAAGUUCGCGGCAUCGCAUACAUUCUACAAACCGCAUGAGACGCCCACGCACUACGCCUUCCCCCUCAAACUCCUGAUCGCCGUCGUGGUGGUGCUGGAUUGCCACAGCCUGUUCCAGAUGGCGUUGGCGGGGACGACCUGGGGCAUCUACUACAAAGUCCGGCCGAAGGCGCUGACGGCUGUGAUCCUGAGCUGCUCGAUUACGUGCAAUAUCAUGGGGGGCGUGCUGAUUUCGAUUGGGGAUCGGAGGACACGGAAGAAGGAGGUGCGGGAGGAAAUGUUUAGGCAGGCGGUUACGGAGGAGGCGAUGAAGAAGAUGACGAAGACGAGGGGGUUGGCGGUUAAGAGGCAGGCGGGGGAGGAAGGGGAGGGGGAGGGGAGGAAGAGUGAAGGGUCGUAG
Messenger RNA from Coniosporium apollinis CBS 100218, 1755 nucleotides. RefSeq lists its product as uncharacterized. The record is from RefSeq and is a predicted model, not a curated record. The coding region runs from base 1 to 1755 and encodes 584 amino acids. The transcript has 4 exons. Lineage: Eukaryota; Fungi; Ascomycota; Dothideomycetes.